Messenger RNA from Dicentrarchus labrax (European seabass), 1485 nucleotides. RefSeq names its product collagen alpha-3(IX) chain-like. The transcript is spliced from 15 exons. The record is from RefSeq and is a predicted model, not a curated record. The coding region runs from base 102 to 1031 and encodes 309 amino acids. NCBI's taxonomy places the organism in Eukaryota, Metazoa, Chordata, Actinopteri, Moronidae.
AUUGAGCUCUGCUGGACGGAGACCAGGAGGAGACGUCUCCCACUGCAGGACGAGAGCUCCAACACGGCGCUGCGAAGAGACGGCACUGAGGAAAAGAGGAGAUGCUGACUCAGCUGGUUUUAGGAUGGACUGCCUUGCUCAGCGGCCUCCAGCCGGCUGCUCCCACUGUCACAACCAGAUUUCCGUCUAGCAGAAACAGCAGGUGGUCAACUCCGAAAUGUGAAGUUUUCAUCCCUCCUCCUCUUCCACCUCCUUUGUUUCCUCCAGUCAAACGGAAAGCAGAGCUGAUGGUCGAUAUAACGGAACACAUCACAGGAAAGAAAGGGGAGAAGGGCUGCAGAGGACCCAGAGGACCCGAGGGCCAACCGGGUGUGACGGGUCCAGAGGGAGAACCUGGAACACAAGGAACCAUGGGAAAGCCGGGUCAAAAGGGGGAGAAGGGGGACAGAGGCUGGAGGGGCCUGUAUGGAGACAUAGGAACUCCUGGGAUGAUAAAGGGCAGUAAGGGGCGUAAGGGAUUUAGGGGUGAUAAAGGUGUGAAAGGAAACAGAGGAUCCAGAGGAGAGAAGGGCGAUCAAGGCGUCUCUGGAGUGUCAGGAGAGAAGGGCGACUCAGGUCAGUGGGGCGAUCCAGGGCUGAGGGGUGAGCAAGGACCCAGAGGAAAGCCUGGUGGCAGAGGAACCAUGGCGUUGAAGGGAUCGCGUGGACAUACGGGGAAGAUGGGGCAUCCUGGUCCUGCAGGACUGCCUGGUCUGAAUGGAGAACCUGGACUACCUGGACAAGUGUACGUCCUGCCUGGCCUGCAGGGAGACACAGGAAAUCGGGGUCCUUCUGCCAAAUGCAACUGUUCACAGGUUCAAACCCCAGAACGCCAGUUGGAUAGAGUGCAGACGAUCUUUAUUGCAGACGGAGAGAAGCAGAUGAGGAGGCUGCGGGGGGACAAUGUGAUGGUGCUGCGGACAGACAGAAAAGCUCUGUACAUCUACUCCGACUCUCAGUGGAUCAACGUACUGGAGGACCCCAGACACUGACCCCACUGCAGUGAACACAGGUUGAAGUGCCCUUGAGCAAGACCGUUAAACCCCGACUGCUCCAGUGGCCAGCAGCUCAGACUGUGGUUAUAUUGGUGUGAAUGGGUGUGUCCCAUUCAUGCUACCCAUGUUAAAUAAAGGUCGGCCUGUCCUCUGUACAACUCCUCUAAAAUGAAUUAUUACUUAACUGUAGUUACAUAUUUCAGCGAGUCCUAUCUUCAGCCUUCCUCUGAUAUAAGUUACACAUGCAUGUGCACUGUUCCAGCAUGUUAUUACAUUUACACAAUCAUCAUCCAGUGUUUCUCUCCACUUAAACUGUAUUUUUCCUCUGGUGAAUAGUUUUAUUUUAUGAAUCUAGGACAAUCUAGUUAUUUAUUUCAUGUGUUGCUCAGUGUCUGCUGUUGCUGCUGCAGCUCCCACAGAGGGAUAUUAAAUAAAAAUCUCUGAUACUGAA